AUGAUAACAAAUUUAUUUUCAGUUUUUGAUCCUACUUCAAGCCUGAUAAAUAUCCCUCUUAAUUGAUUAUCUACAUUCCUAGGUGUAAUAUUUUUACCUAUAAUGUAUUGAAUUAUACCUUCUCGAUGAUCAUUACUAUGAAAUUUAAUCACGAGUACACUUCAUAAAGAAUUUAAAAUUUUAUUAGGGUCAUCACAUACGGGUUCAACUCUUAUAUUUGUAAGACUUUUUACUUUUAUUGUAUUUAAUAAUUUUUUAGGUUUACUGCCUUACGUAUUUACUAGAACAAGACACCUAAUCAUAACCCUCGCUCUUGCAUUACCUUUAUGGUUAGCUUUCAUAAUAUUUGGGUGGAUUAAUCAUACACAACAUAUAUUUGCUCACCUUGUACCACAAGGAACGCCAGAUGCCCUUAUACCUUUUAUAGUUUUAAUCGAAACUAUUAGAAAUGUUAUCCGACCAGGGACCUUAGCUGUUCGAUUAGCAGCCAAUAUAAUUGCAGGUCAUUUAUUACUUACUCUCUUAGGAAAUACUGGUCCAUCCUUAUCAACUACCUUAGUUUUUUUGCUUAUUAUAACACAAAUUUUACUGUUAAUUUUAGAAGCUGCUGUAGCAGUAAUUCAAUCAUAUGUUUUUGCCGUUUUAAGAACUCUUUAUGCCAGUGAAGUAGUAUAA
This is a messenger RNA of Penaeus monodon (black tiger shrimp), 675 nucleotides long. NCBI's taxonomy places the organism in Eukaryota, Metazoa, Arthropoda, Malacostraca, Decapoda, Penaeidae. The record is from the annotation of a RefSeq genome assembly.